Molecule: messenger RNA, 1247 nt
Organism: Nematostella vectensis (starlet sea anemone)
Lineage: Eukaryota; Metazoa; Cnidaria; Anthozoa; Actiniaria; Edwardsiidae
Product: ubiquitin-conjugating enzyme E2-17 kDa
Exons: 6
Coding region: 137-580 (147 amino acids)
Biological process (GO): protein polyubiquitination; ubiquitin-dependent protein catabolic process
Cellular component (GO): nucleus
Molecular function (GO): ubiquitin conjugating enzyme activity
Source: RefSeq, a predicted model, not a curated record
CUAGAGCGCGUGCGUGUUUUAUCCGCCAUUUUGCGAGCGGAGCGAAAUCCUCAACAGGAAGUCAAGGGUAUAGAGCUGGCGAUAAAAUUCUGCUUUUUUGAGAGGCUUUCGUCGAUCUUCAAAAUAUUAACAAACCAUGGCUUUGAAGAGAAUCAAUAAAGAACUGCAAGAUCUUGGCCGUGAUCCCCCUGCACAGUGCAGUGCCGGGCCUGUCGGAGAUGAUUUGUUUCACUGGCAAGCAACUAUUAUGGGCCCGGCCGAUAGUCCCUACCAAGGAGGAGUUUUCUUUCUUACGAUACAUUUUCCCACGGAUUACCCAUUCAAGCCUCCAAAAGUGUCAUUUACUACCAAAAUAUAUCAUCCUAAUAUUAACAGUAAUGGAAGUAUCUGUCUGGACAUAUUACGGUCACAAUGGAGCCCUGCAUUGACAAUUUCUAAGGUCCUGUUGUCUAUCUGCUCUCUCAUGGAUGACCCGAACCCAGAUGACCCUCUUGUACCUGAAAUAGCAAGGUCUUUUAAAACAGAUAGAAAAAAAUAUAAUGAUAUGGCCAAAGAGUGGACCAGGAAGUAUGCAAUGUGACAGUAGUGAAGUAGGAUUUCUAAUCAUUACCUUGUAUCAUAGCCUUAGCUGACAUUGAGAACCCUUUAUAAAUGACAUGUUCUAUGUAGCUUUUGGUGGUAUAAGGUAUUCUAUGAUUUAUUUGUUGCUAUACCCUGUACAAUUACCCAUCUGAUUGUAGCAAAAUUGUGCACUGACUUAAAUUUUCAAGCACAGAAAGAGUGCGGUGGCGGCUCUUUAUUGGCUUGCCUUUGCAUUAAAUAUAGUAGUAAAAAGUGAUGUCUUGGAAAAAUAGAGGAUUUUAAAGCCUUGUCAAUUGAAAGUGUAGUUAAGCUCAUCGCAUGCCAAAAAUAAAGCCAAUCAGUAUAUAGACAGCUGAAUGCAUAGUUUCACACACAAUUUGGCUCAAUUUUUAAAGUUUUGAUUUGAGCUAAAAAUACGUUUUAGAACAUUUAUUUCUGGUAUGAGAUGUUCUGGUGUAAGAUAUCUUCUGACAUUAUCUUCUGCUGUUCCAAAAUCAUUAUUUGUCUUGUAAUAUUUUGUACUAUUGUCUUUCUAUUUUGAUGUCAUUGAAAGGGUAAAAGAAAAAAAGGAAAGUGGAUUUGCUUGUAUAUUAUUAUGCCAUAGCUAACUCUACUGGUUAUGACUUGUACCACAGAUAGAACAAAAUAAAUGUUGGUUUAUAUUA